AUGUCUCUGUGCCAGAACCGCCUGCAAGAGGAGCGCAAGCAAUGGCGGAGGGACCACCCUUUCGGCUUCUACGCUCGGCCCGUGAAGAACGCUAAUGGCGUCCUUGACCUGAAGGUUUGGGAAUGCGGCAUCCCGGGCAAGGAGAAGACUCCCUGGGAGGGCGGUCUCUUCAAGCUCACCAUGACCUUCCCGGACGAAUAUCCCACUAAGCCACCAAAGUGCAAAUUCACACCCCCGCUGUUCCAUCCGAACGUGUACCCUUCUGGUACCGUGUGUCUGUCGAUUCUCAAUGAGGAGGAGGCUUGGAAGCCCGCAAUUACCAUUAAGCAAAUCCUGCUAGGCAUCCAGGAUCUCCUCAACGAUCCCAACCCCGAUUCGCCGGCCCAGGCCGAGGCCUACAACAUGUACAAGAAGGACCGCGUCCAAUAUGAGAGAAAAAUCAGACAGAUCGUCCGCGAGAACCCAGCUCCGUGA
This is a messenger RNA of Thermochaetoides thermophila DSM 1495, 474 nucleotides long. RefSeq names its product putative ubiquitin carrier protein. Lineage: Eukaryota; Fungi; Ascomycota; Sordariomycetes; Sordariales; Chaetomiaceae. Gene Ontology annotation, molecular function: SUMO conjugating enzyme activity. Gene Ontology annotation, biological process: protein sumoylation. The record is from RefSeq and is a predicted model, not a curated record. The transcript is spliced from 4 exons. Gene Ontology annotation, cellular component: nucleus. The coding region runs from base 1 to 474 and encodes 157 amino acids.